Messenger RNA from Lineus longissimus, 1799 nucleotides. Its product is annotated as beta-1,3-galactosyltransferase 1-like. The transcript has 3 exons. The record is from RefSeq and is a predicted model, not a curated record. Gene Ontology annotation, cellular component: Golgi membrane. Gene Ontology annotation, molecular function: hexosyltransferase activity. Bases 102 to 1130 code for a protein of 342 amino acids. Lineage: Eukaryota; Metazoa; Nemertea; Pilidiophora; Heteronemertea; Lineidae.
AAGAAAAAGAAGAAGAGAAAGGUUUCGACCAAGCGGGGGUACGUGUUGCCACAUGGGAACAGGGACGUCAGGCGAACAGGAGACGGAGAGAGUGCAUCACCAUGGACGCUGCCUUAGCGGAAUACCCCAACAACGAGGAAUGUGCUGAGCUUGUGAGGGGUAUUUGUAAAUGUUUUGGCAGACGAUGUUGCAAGAUGAAGCUGUUUGUCCGGGCAUUGGUUGUCUUGGUAACCAUGUCCAUCCUCUACAUUGCAAUGGACUACCUCAACACGCCACCUAUCGACGUGAUUCAGACGUACUACGACCAAUAUGACAUCCGGCACAUAAUAAACGAACCGAACACAUGCAAAAAUCAUGACGAAAGUGACGCAGAGGUCGAGAUGUUCGUCUGCGUCCUGAGUGCAGCCAAUAAAAGUGAAGCGCGCCAAACAAUCAGAGACACGUGGGGUAAAACAAUCAAAGAGCCCGGGAAACCAUUCCGACUAGUGUUCUUCGUGGCAAAUGCGGGUGAUGCUGUGAAUGAAGUUGUGAAACAAGAGAGCGAUGAGUUCCAUGACAUUGUUCAGUUUGAUCAUGAGGACACUUAUAAUAACUUGACACUGAAAUCCAUCUCUUUAUUACGAUGGAUUCAUUCUCAUUGUCAGCAGACAACGUUUAUUUUGAAAGCGGACGACGAUAUGGUGAUAAAUGUCAAAAACAUGGUGACAUCCCUCCGCAAGGCCCACAAGAGGACAAACCGGUUCUUUCUAUGCAAUGUGAAGUGGAAAUCGCCCGUGAUACGUGAUAUAAAAAAUAAGUGGUACGUGACACGCGAGGAAUAUCGCGCGAAUCAUUACCCGCCAUAUUGCCAGAGUCUGUACGCUUUCACUGGGAAAAUGAUUUUGGAGAUGGUACUCGCAGCAAGCAAAGUGCCAUUAUUCAAAUGGGAAGACAUCCACGUGACCUCGAAUAUAGCCAAUGAGAUUCAAGUUAGUCGCUUCCAUCACAACGGCAUCCGGCCGUUUAGGAAUAGGCCUAUUAAUAUAAACAAACCGUGUUUGUUUAAAUAUUAUUUAGCGACCGGUGGGUUGAACACCGCAGAGAUUCGAACAUUGUGGCGGAACUUUCAUGAACGAUGUACCAGAAACUAAAGACUUACUACAAUGUACUUGCAUUUGUCACCUAAUAAACCGUUUCUCACUGACCUGUCUAGGCUACAGUUCAGCUUUAAGGUUAAAUAGAUGGAUGGCACAAAAGCACUUUCGCCACCUAAACCCGCGACAAAGACAUUGGGAUUAGAUUUGAGUACAAGUCUAUCGCUAACAGGGGUGAUAUCAGAACAACUCAUGGGCUCACCAGGACCCUUUUUAUUUAAAAAUGCAAUGGGUACCCUUUUUAAAAACCACAAAAAAGAUUUGUAGAAUAUUAGCAUGACCACUGAUGACAGGAAAGAACCACUUUAACUUGACUGGUUUCCCUCUAUCUGGAGUUUCAUACAGGCAUCCAAAAAUUGAUCUCUACAUAGACAUGAUAGUAGUUCAAGGACAUUGUCAGGGCAGGAGCAAGCAGUUAUUUAUUUCCCACUUCACAGGUAAUUUGCCAGUGAUAUCAAAGGGGUUGCACUGCAUUUAUUUAUACAUGUGUUUGAUAAUAGGCCAGUAAAACUUUUUUUUCAUAUCACAGUGCAGCAGCCAGAGUGGUCAGACUUGCUUUGCCCCCUAGAAGAGUGUUCGAAAUAUCUUGAAGCCCCAGACUGAUGACAAAUAUGAAUGCAAAAUUUGUUAUUUUAGAGAAAUAUAAUUUAUUUUAUGAUUUUUUAA